Messenger RNA from Penicillium diatomitis, 1281 nucleotides. Its product is annotated as N(6)-L-threonylcarbamoyladenine synthase family protein. The record is from RefSeq and is a predicted model, not a curated record. The transcript has a single exon. Lineage: Eukaryota; Fungi; Ascomycota; Eurotiomycetes; Eurotiales; Aspergillaceae. Gene Ontology annotation, biological process: mitochondrial tRNA threonylcarbamoyladenosine modification. Gene Ontology annotation, cellular component: mitochondrion. The coding region runs from base 1 to 1281 and encodes 426 amino acids.
AUGCACAUACACGGUUCCAGUGACGAUACAUCGGUUGCGAUCGUGGAGAAAAUAGCCAACCCCCGUGGCGGAGAUCAAGCCAGGAUACACUUUCUGGAGAACAUUACAGCCGAUUCACGCGCGCAUCGCGGAAUUCAUCCAAUUCUUGCCCUUGAGUCCCAUCAAGAGAACCUUGCCGAUCUCGUCAAUAAAGCUCUAAAGAGCCUACCUUCCACCGAUGAUGCAUCCUGGGUCAUUCGACUCGCGGAUGGCUCAAUUCGCCGGCGGCCUGACUUCAUCUCUGCGACAAGAGGUCCGGGAAUGCGCUCUAAUCUAUCGGUUGGGCUAGAUACCGGGAAAGCACUCGCAGUUGCAUGGCAGAUCCCCAUCGUGGGCGUGCAUCACAUGCAGGCUCAUCUCUUGACGCCUCGCCUGGUCUCCUGUUUGGAUCAGGCCGGUGCCUUGGAUACGGCGGCCCAAUUGUCUCCGUCGUUCCCCUUCCUUUCCCUCCUCGUGUCAGGCGGUCAUUCGAUUAUCGUGCAUUCUCAAUCUUUGACCGAGCACAAGAUCAUGGCAUCAAGCGAUGACAUUGCCAUGGGUGAGACGCUUGACAAAGCAGCACGUGAUAUUUUACCGCCCGCUCUGCUGGAACAAGCCAAGACAACCAUGUACGGGAAAACGCUCGAGCAGUUCGUCUUUCCCAACGGGCCUGCUGAUUUCGCCGACUAUCGCCCUCCGAUAACCCGCGGCGAGGAAGUCGCCAAACGCAAGAGCAAAUGGGGAUGGAGUAUCACGACGCCCUUUGCAAACACACGGGCCCUGCAACUGAGCUUCUCAUCUGUUGCCAGUAUGGUCAAUAAAAUUGUCAAACAAAGAGGAGGCCUUCUCUCGGAUGAGGAAAGAGUUGAUCUUGGCCGCGAAGCGAUGCGUGUGUGCUUUGAACACUUGUCAUCGAGGACGAUCAUAGCCCUCGAAGCUCUUCGACUUCGAGGUCGGGAUGAACAGCAUAUCAACACUCUUGUAAUCAGCGGUGGUGUGGCAGCCAACAAGUUCUUGAUGCACGUUCUGCGCUCAUGCUUGGAUGCUCGUGGCUUCGAAAAGAUGAAUCUUGUGGCUCCACCGCCUUACUUGUGCACUGAUAACGCAGCUAUGAUCGGGUGGGCUGGAAUCGAAAUGUAUGAGGCUGGCUGGCGAACUCGGCUGAGUUGUCGCGCUCUCCGCAAGUGGACGCUUGACCCCGAGGCUGAGGACGGCGGUAUUCUGGGACCUACUGGUUGGGUUCGUGAGCAAGCUAUGUUGUAA